UCGGCGCGUCGUCCGAUUCCUAUCAUCUGCAAGGCGCAUACGACAAAUCGCAAUCUUCAGUCUUCAAUGAUAAUAUUGGUAUAAAUACGAUGUAUUUUAACUGUGAUACGAAACAAAGUUCUUUGAGUACGUUUUAAGUAAAGUUAGUGGAUAAAUAUUAUAUUUACAACAUGAUACAUUUUAAAGACAAUAAGAAUAAAUCGGCACUGAGUACAAGAUGGGCUCAAAUGUCAAAGCAAGAACAAAUUAUCGAGAAAAAAAAGAUGGAGAUCCAGGCAAAAUUGGAGGCUCAAAAACAGGCGGCUGCACUCGCGGCUCAAGCUAAACUAGCGAACCCUGCUCCUCAGGAUGAGAAAGGGAAUGCCAAUAUAUUUUCCAAUGAUGGUAGUUUUAUGAGUCAAUACAAAGCCCUGCUUGAAAAACAAAAACAAGAAAACCAAGAUAAAGAGGAAAAGGAAAAAGAAAAGCAAAAAUCUGAUGAAAAACAGAAAAUUAAAGAGGAGAAACAACAAAAUGAUCACUAUGAUGAUAGCCCUGGACCGAAAGAAGAACACAAAAAGUACAAUGAUAAAGGAUCUAGAGACAAACACCGACGAUGGAGUGACAAGGGUCGCAGCCGAGCCCAUAGCCCCUCAACACCUGUUGUUGAAGAUAGAAAGAAAUUUUCUGAAAACAAAACGCCCAAUCACAUUCCACCUCUAAUGCAAAUCCCUAUCAUGCCACCCACUACACAAUCUCCUGAAUCUGAUUACCAGUGGAGAUCAGGACCUCAUAAUUCAGAUGAUGAAUCAGAUACAAAUUCUUUACCGUCAAACUCAAUAGGUCCUGGACCAAUGCCACCAGGUUCAAUGCAUCCCGGUUUCAUGGGUCCUGGUAUGAUGGGACCUGGACCAAAUAUGGGAUCAGAUCCUAAUAUGGUACCAAACUCUAAUAUGGGCACUGGUUUCAAUAUGGGUCCAGGACCAAAUAUGGGACCAGGGCCUAAUAUGGGUCCCGGACCUAGUAUGGGACCAGGGCCUAGUAUGGGACCCGGGCCUAGUAUGGGACCCGGGCCUGGUAUGGGACCCGGACCCAGUAUGGGACCCGGGCCUAAUAUGGGACCUGGGCCGAAUAUGGGUAUGGGCCCUGGUCCUCAUAUGGGGCCAGGUCCACAUAUUGGUCCUGGUCCAAAUAUGGGCUCUGGCCCCAAUAUGGGACCAAGACCAAAUAUGGGUCCGGGUCCUAUGAUGGGCCCUGGCGGUCCUAAUAUGCCCCCAAUGCCCCCUAAUGGUCCAAUGCCUCCUUUCAUGGGUGGACCUCCUAAUUUUCCCAUGCCACCUAAUUUUAUGGGUCCAAAUGGUCCUGGAGGACCGUGCGGUCCUGGACCCAUGCCACCAAAUAUGUGUGGUCCAAAUAUGUCAGGUCCUAGGCCAAAUGGCCCUAUGCCCCCAUUCUUUGGUCCACCUUUCCCUAAUCCAAUGAUGGGUCCUGGUGGACCACCAAUGCCUCCUAAUGCAGGCAAUAUGCCUUUCAUGGGUCCACCCCCACCUUUUGGGCCUAAUGGCCCUCCAAACUUUGAUAAUGGCAAUGGUCCACCCAGACCUUUCUUGCCACCUAAUUCUAUGCCACCCAAUUCUAAAGCAAAUCUAGAAAAUCUAGGCAAUAAUUCACCAUCUGAUUCCAUGAAACAAAAAGGUCUACCCGCUAACCCUAGCAAUGCAAACAGUGGCUCUUCAUCAAGCAAUACAUCUCAAGUUUUCUCUCCAGAUAUGUUCCCGCCGUCAGUGCACCGAGCCGCCAGCGAAGUCGCCAGCAACGGUGACCACUGGGAAAAUGUCCUGAAAGCAAUACACUCACAAGAUCAAAAUUUGUGGUUCCUACAUAACACCAACUCGAAUGAAUAUAAGGCGUUCAGGGAGUUAAUUAAUAAGAUGAGAAGAGAUGGUGUGGGUGAAAAGAAGCAUGAAGUGAAACCGAGGAUAAAUAUCGAGCCAGAGUUCAGUUUAGAGGAUGACGAUAGCUAUGACAACAGACCUAGUUUUAAAGACGAAAGCAAGGACAGAGACGAGGAUAGUAAACAUUAUCGCCGAGACGUCAAACGGGAGCAAGCCAGCUCGCAGAGUGAUGAGGAACCGGAAGCCAAACGUGAACGGAAACGGAAGAAGAAAUCGCGCUGGAGCGAUGAUCCACCGGCGGCCGAUAUCAAGCCACCCGGGCUGAUUACACCGUUGGCUGCCAUCAUUCCAGGCGCUAAGUUAGCAAAGAUCGACGAAGAAGGACUAAAAUUGACGAAUGUGAAUAAAAAUAACCAAGCACUGAUGCAGUAUGCAAUGACAAAUUACGGAACAACAAAUUUAAGUGCAGAGGAUUGGAAGAAAUGCGAAGACAACUUUAAACUUAACCUUCUGUAUCAGGACAUGUUAAAGAAACGUCAGGAGGUGGAACGUUUGGCGGCGGCGGGUAAAUAUAAAUACGAAUAUGACAGCGACGAGGACACCAACGAAGGCACCUGGGAACAUAAGUUACGAGCAAAAGAAAUGAGUGCGACGGAGAAAUGGGCUGAUGAACUGACAAAGCAGGCAGCGGGCAAACAUCACAUUGGAGACUUUCUGCCGCCUGAGGAGUUAAAGAAGUUCAUGGAAAAGUAUUCGGCGUUGAAAAAUGGCAAAGAGCCAGACCUGAGUGACUACAAGGAAUUCAAAUUGAAAGAGGAUAACGUGGGUUUUAAAAUGCUGCAGAAACUCGGAUGGACGGAAGGCCAAGGCUUAGGCGCGGAGGGGUCGGGCAUCGUCGAACCGAUCAAUAAAGCAAAUCAGCCAGUGGCUAACCUGGGUUUGGGCGCUUCCACGUCUGACGGCGUCUCUCCGGACGACGACGAAUUCGACGCGUACAGGAAACGCAUGAUGCUUGCGUACAGAUUCAGACCCAAUCCUUUGAACAACCCACGAAGACCUUAUUAUUGAGAAGAUCUCUACGUAUCAUCAUAAGAUUUUAGAUUAAUGCUUUUUAAUAUUAUACAGGUUUAAAUGUAAAUUGCAGCAUAGAAUCAAAAGCGGAAACGUAAACAUAGAGCAUAUUACAUAUACAUUAUUAAUAUUCGAUCAAAUUUUUGGAUCGAUAAGGUGCCACAAAAUAAUACCAUUUAUAACCAACCUUCACAUAAUUUAGUUGAACCCUAAUGACAAACACUUCAAAACUGCGAAGUCGACCUAUUUCUACAUUGCGUCGGCGCAUGUCUUUGAUUGGUGUUUGUAAUUAGGGUUGCCUUAAUGUUAUACGAAGUUUAGUAAACGUUAAAAUUAGCCAUUUAAGGGGACCAUAUAUUUCAAUAGUUUGAUGCACCGCUAUAUUCAUAGGAGAUGAAUUUAAAAUUCGGCACGCUUAUUGGCCUACCGAUAUCAAUGCGCUUCUAAUUCAAUGUUACUAAAUAGUAUUAGUGUACAACGCUUAUUUAAAUAACAUAUCUAAAUGUGGUGCCUAAAAUCUAUGUGUUAUUUUACUAGCCUUGAAAUGUCAAGGUGCAACCAUCUGUAACAGUAGAUAUUAUAUUUGUAUGAAAUAUAGAAAAUUAAUGUGUUAUUUGUGUAUACAUAUUCGGCGAAGAAUUUACUUUAAUCCUGUAUACUAUUUUACAUAAUAAUUCUAUUAUGUUAAUAGGAAAUGUGCGUGGAUUUGAUAACUGGCAUAAGAAAAUAUUUUACGUGUGCAAUUCUUACUUAUAAGUAAGAUGAUGGCGAUACAUUGAUAUUGCUGUUAGUGGCGAAGAGUAAAAAUAUCCGAAAGGUACCCUACACAACGUGUAAAUACUGUUGGUCUGCAAACGUUAUGAUAAUUAAAUUUUACAUAAAUUACGAAAGGAAAGCGAUAUGGACCCUUCGCCCCUGAUUGCUAUACAACUUUUAGAAUUUUGACUAUCUAAUUUUGCUGCCAUUAUUGAGUACCGCUAUCCAUAAAGUGGAUAUAUCUUCAUGAAAAUGUAACACACUUUAAAGAUACUUUAAAAAAAUAGUAAUGUGGGGUCCCUCCACUUGCUAAUAUUACUGUUAGCGAAAAAGUAUUGUCUGAUAGACUACGUCAUGGCAUUAUAAAUAGGAAACCGUCUAAAAUUACGUUUUAGUCUGUAUAAAGUACUGCAAAGUAUGUUGUUCGAUGUUCUCACAGAAUCCUUACAUAUUAUACAACUUAGUCCCCCGCGGCGUCUGUGUCUGAAUGCGAUAAACUCAAAACUACCGAACGGAUUUCGAUCACAUUUGGUAUGGAGAUAGUUUGAGACCCAGGGAAUGUCCUUCCCUAGGUUACUUUCUAUCCUUGAAAAAUACAUAGCGGGACUUUCCCGAAAAAGUUUUUUUUUUGUUGAAACCGCUAUCAAUUUGCCAUGGAGAUAGUUCAAGACCCUGAUGGUCUGCUACCAAAACGAUUCCGGGACGGGUCGCUAGUUAUAAUGUAAAAAAGACAUGACAAAUUGAAUUAACAAUUAUUAUGAAUCUUCUAAAUUAUAGAAAGUUUUAUCUAUGAAGUUUCCUAUCGGACAGAAUCGUGGCAAAGAUAGUAAAAAAAAAUUAUUAAGCUAGCAACAUUUUACUGCAUAUGUUAUUUAUACAGCUUUUUCAAAUGAGCUCCGAAUUGGAAUAAUUUCUAUUUAUCUGCUCCCUUGCUUAUUGAAACACAAGAUACAUUAAAAAUAGUAUCUUUUGAGCAAAUUCUAAAAUUUAUCCCUAUAUAUGCCCUUCUCCUAAAAGUCAUUCUAGCUCCAGGCCAUGGAUUAUUAUACACCUAUUUAUUACUUAGUUGAAAAAUAUCUAAGUUUAAUUUAUAUAAAAGCGGCAAACAACUUAACCACCCUGCCGCAUGGAUUUUUUCGUACGUUAGUGUAGCUACACCACUAGCUACACUAUUGGUCACUAGCUACACCAAAAAGUCCCCCACCGAUAGUGUGCUCAAGUUGUGCGCCAGCUAUUAUACCUACAACUAAGGAUUCGCCAGUUUGUGUAAUAUUUUAACUAUUAGGUAGAUGUUUAUAAUAAUGCUUCAUUCUCCACGAUAUUUAUUCAAAAAUCUAUAUUCGAUAUGAAAUGUCUCACUUUAUCACAGUAUUUACAUACGCUUAACCAUAUUAGCAACAGGGUGUUAUGAGCCAAGAGAACCCAAUUAAAAUAAGUCAGUACAAGGUUCAUAUUACAGAUUCUAUAUUAUGUAUAACCUUUAUAGUUAGAUGUUAGAAUUCAUGGUUCAAUAUCAUAAUAAUUCUUAUUCUUAGAUAUAGAAUUGUAUAUUUAAUUGUCCAUUGUUUUUCGCGAAGCGUUAUCCAUUUUUAUAACUUAACAUAUUUUUUGUCAGUGACUGUACUUCAAAAUGUAGCAUCUGUAAGCAUUAAGACUUAGAUUAUUUUAGUGAUGUAAACUGUAUAUGGUUAUGUUAAAGCUUUCAAUAAAACUUCAUUUCCA
Messenger RNA from Manduca sexta (tobacco hornworm), 5423 nucleotides. Its product is annotated as atrophin-1. Gene Ontology annotation, molecular function: RNA binding. Gene Ontology annotation, cellular component: nucleoplasm. Gene Ontology annotation, biological process: RNA processing. NCBI's taxonomy places the organism in Eukaryota, Metazoa, Arthropoda, Insecta, Lepidoptera, Sphingidae. The record is from RefSeq and is a predicted model, not a curated record.